AUGGUGCGGUGUUACAUUUUGGCAUCUAUGUUGAAUGUUCUGCAACAUCAACAUCAGUCUAUGCCAUUUGCCUAUGAUAUAAUGCAGAACCUCAAAGAAAUGUUUGGGGAUCAAAAUUGUGCUGCUAGGCAGACUGCUAUAAAGGAACUUAUGAAUACUACUAUGUUUUUCCUAAACUACAACAUGAAAAAGCUCUCUUACUCAUUGGCAAAACUACUUAAAGAGCUUCAAGCAGUUGAGGGCCUCAUCAAGAAGCCAACUAUUGAUCUUGUGAUUGAGAAAGGUUCUUCUUCUAUGCGGAAAGGCCAAAAGAAGUAG
Messenger RNA from Malania oleifera, 318 nucleotides. RefSeq lists its product as uncharacterized. Lineage: Eukaryota; Viridiplantae; Streptophyta; Magnoliopsida; Santalales; Ximeniaceae. Bases 1 to 318 code for a protein of 105 amino acids. The transcript has 2 exons. The record is from RefSeq and is a predicted model, not a curated record.